Closterium sp. NIES-67 is the source of this 864-nucleotide messenger RNA. NCBI's taxonomy places the organism in Eukaryota, Viridiplantae, Streptophyta, Zygnematophyceae, Desmidiales, Closteriaceae. The record is from the annotation of a GenBank genome assembly.
CUUGGGUUUUAACGACUUCACUGAUUCAAUCCCGUCCAACAUAGGCAGCAUGAGCAGGCUAAUUCACAUUUCUCUGGAUCACAACAAGCUGUCUGGAGAGCUGUCUCCAAUACUGGGAAACCUUACCAGCCUUCAAUCGCUCGGCUGUGUGGUGAAACAGAAUCACGCAAGCCCUUUCUGCCAGAAGUGCUCUGCAUUUUGCACUACUUGUGGCAGGCCAGCACCAGAGAACCCAAGCACUAACAACAGUGAUAGUAGUAGUAGCAGCAGCAGCAGCAGCAGCAGCAGCCAGUCCUCAUCUACAACAUCCAGGAGUGGAGGGGACGUUUCAGUGGGAGGCAUCAUUGGCAUUGCCAUUGCUGCAGCUGCCAGCCUUCUUCUCCUGGCUGCCACACUGCUCUACUGCAGGCACAGAAGGCACAAGAAGCAGCAGAGGCAGUAUGAAUUAGCUCACAGCAUAGCUUCAUCGCUGUGCACCGAGUACUCUCUUGCCAAAGUCCUAAAAGCUACCAACAACUGGUCGAAGGACAACCUACUUGGCUCGGGUUCCUUUGGAGAUGUAUACAAGGGGUUGUCUCCCCACGAUGCCACCACUGCAUGGGCUGUCAAGCGAGCGAGGCUGAUAGAUGCUGAGUUCCAGAAAGAGGUGCAUCAAAUGGCGGACAAGAACCAUCCCAACAUUGCAAAGCUGCUCGGUUUUGCUGUUGGAGGAGACAUAAGGACACGGGCAGAGCAAACGCCCCGUUUCCUUUGAGCUUGAGGCAGCGGCUGGACAUUCUCAUUGGUGCUGCACGUGGCUUGGAGUACCUCCACAGCUUUGGCAUUGUGCAUCGCGACAUCAAACCCGCCAACAUCCUCAUUUCA